AUGGCCAAUCGUAAAAGAGGGAAGGUAAAGAAGAAUUCAGGAUCGAAGUCUUCCUCUAAAGCAAAGAAAAAGCAAAGAUACAAAUUAAGAUCAUGCAAAGAAAAUGUUGCUAAUCAAGAAUUGGUUUCGGAUGUGGGUUCGACCAAAAGCUGGCUCGAUGGUGAUGUUAUUGAAGAAUUUCCGAUUCAAGAAGUCACAGGAAAGAUCAAAGACCAUCGUAAAUUUGAUUUGAAUCAAUGGUUGCAGGUAGUCUCUUUCCCUGUGAAUAAUUCUUCACCUGUGCCUAACUCUGUUUUGGGUUCUGGAAUUAGUUCUUCCAAUCCUUCCCCUCUGUUAAUGAUUGUGGAUGAUAUGCAUGAUGUUGAUGUUAACAAUAACGGUGGGAUUACUUCUGCUCCAUUCCUGAAUUUUGAGGGUAUUUCUAGCCCUAAACCUUUUUCCCCCAAUUGUUCUUCCCCUGUUUUGCAUAGUACCCCUGUUUUACAUACUGAAAAUUCUUGGGGUGGUUUGUUUAAGAAUGUGAUUGAUGAGGGUUUAAAUCUUAAAGAACCAGUGUCUAAUUGCAGUACGAAUAAUCAGAUUGGUAAUAAUGGGUCUAAUCUUCUUCAAUUGUCUAAAGAAGAUGUGCAACAUGAAAUUGAUUUCUGGGAUUCUGCAAUUGUUUGUUAUGUGUUAUGCACCCAUCCCCCGUAUUCUGUGAUGAAUGGCUUCCUUAGAAGGAUACGGGGAAAGUUUGGAAUUGAUAGGGUGGCUUCUUGUGAUAAUGGAGUUUUCUUAGUUAGAUUUCGAACUCGAGAUGCUAGAGAACAAGCUCUGGCUGCUGGUCCCAUUAUGUUCGAUAGGAAACCUGUGAUCACUAAGAGAUGGAGUUCUGAUCUGAAAAUUCAUGAGGAAAAAGUGUCAGAUGUUCCUAUUUGGGUUUGUCUACCUAAUUUGGAUCUGAAAUUUUGGGGUAGAGAGGCUCUGAUGAAGAUUGCUGGUUUGAUUGGAAACCUAGUUAAAACUGAUAAAGAUAUUGCUCAGAAGGAGAGAAUUGCUUAUGCCCGUAUUAUGAUUGAAAUUGAAAUUAAUGGAAAACUCCCUGAUUUCAUUGAAUUUCUUGAUGAGGAGGGCAAUCGAAUUAAACAAGUUGUUCAGUAUGAAUGGAAACCAGUAGAAUGUCUUGGAUGUAAAGGAAUGGGGCAUGUUGAGAAUGACUGUCCUAAUCAGUUUCUCAAAGUUAAUAGACAUAAACCAAAACAGCAGAGUUUUAGAGAGAAGCAGAAGAUCUGGAGGCCUGUUCAUAAGCCAAUGCAGACAACCCAUGGUCCUAAUGGGGAAGCUAUGCCUGGAAUAGGAAAACAGUCUGUGCAAAAACCUGUACAAAAGACUAUGCAAGAUAUGAAGGGGAAUACUGUAAAAAAGAAAGUUGAGAUUGCUGUUAAUGUGAAAAAUAGGUUUGAGGGGCUGCAGGACAUUGAUCAGGAAGGAACUACUGUCUUGGAUAAACAAGGACAACAGCCUACAGGUUCUGUGCAGGUGAAUUUGGUGGAGAAGAAGAGGGCUCUGAAUGGUUUGUUUGGCCUCGUUGAAACUAAAGUGAAGGCUAAGAAGUUUGGGAAGGUUUUUGAGAGUUUUAGGAAUCAAUGGUCUGUUAUAACUAAUUACAGUAAGAUUGAUAAAGGCAGGAUAUGGAUCAUUUGGCAGCCUACUUUGUUCUUGGUUCAGGGUGUGAGAAUUGAAUCUCAAUGUAUUCACACUCAUAUUACUCAUAAAGCUACUGUGGAGAAGUUUAGAGACUGUUUAAGACACUGUGGGCUGAUUGAUUUUAAAACUGGAGGCUCUUUCUUUACUUAUACUAAUAAACAGCAGGGUAGUGAUAGAGUAUGCACUAAAAUUGAUAGAGUGUUGGUGAAUGAGAAGUGGUAUGAAGCUUUCAACAACACAACUGCUGUUUUCCUUCCUGAGGGCCUUAUGGAUCAUUGUCUUUGCAUCAUUUCCAUGUUUGGGGAAACUGAGAAUGUCAGGAAGCCUUUUAGAUUCUUUAAUAUGUGGACUGGUUUUCUAGGAUACAAUGACAUUGUUAAACAGGCCUGGACUACUGAGAUUAGGGGUACAGAGAUGUUCAUUUUAGUAAAGAGGCUACAGGCUGUAAAAGCUAAACUCAAACAGCUAAACCUUGAUCAGUUUUCAGUCAUUGAAAUAGCUGAUACAUUGGCUGCUAAAGAUCUUCAGAGUUGUCAAGAAAAGCUGUGUUUGGAUCCUGGUAAUGAAAAACUCAUUCAAGAUGAAUAUGAGGCUAGAGAAAAAUAUGAUACUGCCCACAAAUCUAAGUUCCAAUUCCUGAGGCAAAAAGCAAAACUUCAUUGGCUUAAGGAGGGUGAUGUGAACCCUGCUUACUUCCAUGCCUGUUUGAGAAGCAGAAGAGCGCAUAAUAGAGUUACUAACAUCAAUGUGGAUGGAGUCACUACUCAGGAUCCCUCUCUAAUUGCAAAUGCAUUCAUUGAGUACUAUAAAGGCCUGAGAUUUGGAGUUGAUGAUGUUAAAAAGGCUUUGUGGAGUAUAGAUAAAGACAAAGCGCCUGGACCUGAUGACUUUUCAAGUAACUUCUUCAAGACUUCCUGGGAAGUGGUGAAGGAGGAUCUGUGUAAAGUUGUGUUGGGGUUCUUUGAUCAUGGUAAUUUGCUGAAACAGGUGUGCACUACUACUCUCACUUUGAUUCCAAAAGUUGAAAAUGCAACUUUAGUUACUCAAUUUAGACCUAUUGCUUGCUGUAAUAUGAUUUACAAAAUCAUCUCUAAAAUGAUCUGCUCUAGACUAAAGGAAGUUCUUCCUGCUAUUAUUGAUGAGUGUCAAGGUGCUUUUGUAGCUGGUAGGUCAAUUAUGGACAAUAUUUUAAUCUGUCAACAUGUCUUGAAAGAUUAUAAUAAUAAAAGGAAAUCUCCAAGAUGCACUGUUAAGGUGGAUGUGAAGAAAGCUUAUGAUUCAGUUCAUUGGGAUUUUAUUAAAGGCAUGCUGGUAGCUCUUGGUUUUCCUGAUCAGUUUGUUCAGUGGGUGAUGGUGUGUGUGUCCUCUCCUACUUAUUCUUUGAUGCUGAAUGGUGGUCUUCAUGGUUUCUUUCAAGGCAAGAGAGGUGUUAGGCAAGGGGAUCCCAUGUCACCUCUUUUGUUUGUGAUAGUCAUGGAAUAUCUCACAAGGCUACUCAGGAAGGUGGGAAAACUGAGACAAUUUAAGUUUCAUUAUAGGCUAACUCAGAAAAAAACAGCAAUCCAUUUUGGUAAUGUAGAUGACAGUACAAAGGCUAGCAUUCUGAAUUUCACUGGUUUUGUGGAAGGAUCAACCCCCUUUAAGUAUCUUGGGAUUCCUUUAAACUCAAAGUACUUAAAGGUGGCUGAUUUUGAUGUGCUUAUUGACAAAAUGCUACAUAGAUUGUGUGUCUUGCUGCCAAAAACUGUUAUUCAAAGAAUUAACCAGCUCUGCAGAGCUUUUUUAUGGUGUGGGUCUGCUAUUUUGUCUAAAGCUCCUCCUAUUGCUUGGACUAAUGUUUGUAUGGAAAAGAAAUUUGGUGGUCUGGGAAUUAGGGACUGUGAAAGCUGGAAUAAGGCAGCCCUAGGUAAAUACAUUUGGCAGAUUGCUAAGAAAAAAGACUCUCUUUGGGUUAAAUGGGUGCACAAUGUCUAUAUUAAGGAUCAAGACAGGUGGAAUUAUAAACCAAAGAAAGCUGAUGGCUGGGCUUGGAAAAAGAUUUGUAACGUUAAAGAGGAGCUCUCACAGGGUUUCAGAGAUGAGAACUGGACAGACAACAAGUAUUCCAUUGCUGCAGUUUAUAAAUGGAUGCAGAACAAUGCUGAAAAGGUGGAUUGGACGGAUUGGAUCUGGAACAGAUAUAACAUCCCCAAAACUUCUUUUAUAGUUUGGCUAGCUAUGCUUAACAAACUCAAAACCAGAGAUACUUUGAUGAAACUGGGAAUAAGUAACACUGAUAGAUGCCUUCUCUGUGAUGCUGCAGUGGAGAGUCAUAAACACCUGUUUUUUUAUUGUCAGUAUAGUAGAAGAUGCUUGCUGUUAAUAGGGAAAUGGCUUGGAGUCAGAGAAAUCCAUUUUGAUAUUCAGAAAACAUGGAAGCACUGGAAGAGAUGUUUCAAGGAUCCAAUUUUCAGAAAGAUCAGUUUUGCUAGUCUUGCAGAUUUAGUGUAUCAGCUUUGGUCUGUUAGAAAUAAUGCUUUCUGGAAUCACGCUAUUCAGAUUCCUGAGAUCUUAUGCCACAAGGUUUGCUCAGAAGUUGUAGAUCGUUGCCACCAACUGAUCAACCAGAAUUGGAAAAGAAAGCAUUGUCAAUGGUUGAGGAAAUUAAGGGAUAAUAUGCCUUCAUGA
Messenger RNA from Chenopodium quinoa (quinoa), 4353 nucleotides. RefSeq lists its product as uncharacterized. The transcript is spliced from 6 exons. The record is from RefSeq and is a predicted model, not a curated record. Bases 1 to 4353 code for a protein of 1450 amino acids. Lineage: Eukaryota; Viridiplantae; Streptophyta; Magnoliopsida; Caryophyllales; Amaranthaceae.